Racocetra fulgida is the source of this 969-nucleotide messenger RNA. The record is from the annotation of a GenBank genome assembly. NCBI's taxonomy places the organism in Eukaryota, Fungi, Glomeromycota, Glomeromycetes, Diversisporales, Gigasporaceae.
AUGGUAAAUGCAAACGAGUGGUUAAAUAAAAAAAUUCCGGAAGAUGAAAGGGAGCGAGCAACAACUCUUUACAUCUACAGUAAAUGUCAAUGUGCGCUUGAAACAUCGCCUCCAUGUGGAGAUUCUGAGAGAGCUCCAUUGCAUCAAUUUGGAUAUUCUGAGAGAGCUCCAUUGCAUCAGAGAGCUCCAUUGCAUCAAUUUGGAUAUUCUGAGGAAGUUCCAGUGCGUUCACGUGGAUAUUCUGGGACAGCUCCACUGACUCCUGCACAUGGCUUUGGUGGACUUAGAGCCCCACUUCCCAUGACCCCGUCGGCUUUAAGUGCAUGUCAACAUUGGUUUAAUAAAGAUCAAAAUAAUUGUUACACCGCUCCAGAUUAUUGUUUUUGCAAUGUUAUUUUGGAAGGAGAGCUAGAUCUUAAUGACUUUGUUAAUUUGAAAAUACUACAUCUUGAAGGUAUUGAGCAAAACAACCAACAACAAAAGUUAACUAAGUUAAAGGUGGAUAAAUGUAUUAAGUUAACUGAAAUUACGAUUAAUCAUACAACACUUGGUUAUUUAAGUUUAGGUAGGAAACCAAAAUUGCAACGCACUAAUUUCAUUGGCAACAAACAACUUAUUUUUUGUGAUAGUGUAUUAAUGAAUCAAGUAGAAAGAUUAACUAGUUUGAUUCAAAAUACUAAAGUCAUUAAUCUUGGUGAUUUAAAAUUGGUGCUUAAGAAAAUAGAAGAGGAGAAUUUAAAUUAUAAGUUAGAUGUUACUAAAAGUAAUCUGGAUAAAAAUGAUCAGUUUGUGUUGGAAAGUUUAGUAGAAGCACAGCAAGAAGUUUUACAGAAUAACAACGCUUAUGCCCGUAAACAAUUAGAAAAAUGUAAAAAAAAAUUAGCUGAGGUGCUACCUGAUGAAGAGAUUCACUACAUUUUGGGCAAAACAGUAGAAAUUCAUGAGUUGGAAACUCAAUUAAAUAAAUAA